Mastomys coucha (southern multimammate mouse) is the source of this 2470-nucleotide messenger RNA. It is a transcript of the gene Abo, whose product is annotated as ABO, alpha 1-3-N-acetylgalactosaminyltransferase and alpha 1-3-galactosyltransferase. The record is from RefSeq and is a predicted model, not a curated record. Gene Ontology annotation, molecular function: glycoprotein-fucosylgalactoside alpha-N-acetylgalactosaminyltransferase activity. NCBI's taxonomy places the organism in Eukaryota, Metazoa, Chordata, Mammalia, Rodentia, Muridae. Gene Ontology annotation, cellular component: Golgi apparatus; vesicle; membrane. Gene Ontology annotation, biological process: carbohydrate metabolic process. The coding region runs from base 1 to 1080 and encodes 359 amino acids. The transcript has 7 exons.
AUGGGAGCACAGUCGCAGGGCUCACAUGACCUUGUGGUGAGUCUUAACACCAUCGUGCUAUCUAAGCAGGCAGACAAGAGGGCACAUGUAGAAAGACCGAAAUGCUACUCCCUUCACCAUGGAAUCCUUCUCCUCACAGUGCUUGUCUUAGUCUUCUCUGGCUACGUAUUCCUGAGCCUCAGAAGCCAGAACUUGGGGCACCCAGGAGCUGUGACUAGGGCGGCCUAUCCCCAGCCAAGGGUGCUAAAACCCACUAGGAAAGAUGUUCUUGUCUUGACUCCUUGGCUGGCUCCCAUCAUCUGGGAGGGGACCUUCAACAUCGACAUACUGAAUGAGCAGUUCAGGCUUCGGAAUACCACGAUUGGACUGACUGUGUUUGCCAUCAAAAAGUAUGUAGUGUUCCUUAAGCUGUUUCUGGAGACAGCAGAGCAGCACUUCAUGGUGGGACACAAGGUCAUCUACUACGUCUUCACUGACCGGCCAGCUGAUGUGCCACAGGUUGCCUUGGGUGCAGGACGGCGGUUGGUGGUGCUAACUGUGCGCAACUAUACUCGAUGGCAGGAUGUGUCCAUGCACAGGAUGGAGAUGAUCAGUCACUUCUCAGAGCAGCGCUUUCUACAUGAGGUGGAUUACCUGGUGUGUGGAGAUGUGGACAUGAAGUUCAGUGACCACGUGGGUGUGGAGAUUCUCUCAACACUCUUUGGCACCCUGCAUCCUGGCUUCUACAGUAGCAGCCGGGAGGCCUUUACCUAUGAGCGACGGCCACAGUCCCAGGCCUACAUCCCCAGGGAUGAGGGUGACUUUUACUAUAUGGGAGCCUUCUUUGGGGGGUCAGUGCUAGAAGUGCACCAUCUCACCAAGGCCUGCCAUGAAGCUAUGGUGAAGGACCAGGCUAAUGGCAUUGAGGCCGUGUGGCAUGAUGAGAGUCAUUUGAACAAAUACCUGCUUUACCAUAAGCCUACAAAGGUGCUAUCCCCAGAGUAUGUGUGGGACCAGAAGCUGCUGGGCUGGCCCUCCAUUAUGAAGAAGCUGAGAUAUGUGGCUGUGCCCAAGAACCAUCAGGCAAUCAGGAACAGAUAGCUGAAUUCCUGUUGGAGAGGCCAGGCUGAUAGCCAGGUGGCACUCCAGGCUGUGCUGAAACUGAAAGUAUUUGAGAGAUGAUUGUCACCCUCUAUUCCACCUCAGAGUCGAGUAGGCCCAGUAUCACUUGAGCCCUGGAGUGGCAACCACCUUCAGCUCCACUGUGUCUCCCUAAGCUCCUUGUAUUGAGUGACAUGGUAGAUGGAGCCUUCAGAACAUGGAAAAACUCUUGUCAUAUAGUUAACUGAGGGCAUGUGCCUCUUCACUCAGGCUUGCUCCUUCCUCUGCUGGGAGGCUUGACAGAGGACCAGGCAGGAGGGCAGGGAGAGGCAGCCUGCAGUCCACAGAGGUGCUUAGCUCCUGUUCAGCUCAUUCGGAGCAGAUCAGCACCCUGUGCCAUAACCUCUGCUCAUUUUUGGUUUAUUUGGGAAUAGCUAGCUAUCCAUUCCUGGGAAUAAAUGCAUUUCUAGGUAAUGUAGGAAAUUUUUAGUUUCCUUCCCCCCCUUUUUUUUUUUGAGGUACUUGAGAUUGAACCUGGAUCCUCAUGAAUGCUAGUCAGGCAUGCUACCAUGGAGGUGCAUUCCCUUGACACUCUAUCUUAGAGACACAUACUGAUUGAACUUGCCGAGUGCUACAUCUACUCCGUUAUUUUUAUACUCUAGCCUUCAUUUAAAUUUUCCAAUAUAAAGGGAUUUUUACUUCCUUUCUUUUGUAGUGUUGGGAUCAGACUCAGUUCCCAGCCUUACAAUUUACAUUUUUUGGGGGUUGUGGUGGAGUAUUGUUGCUUGUUUUUUAUUGAUGCAGUCUCUAGUAGUUCAAGCUGGUUUCAGCCUUACUAUGACGGCCUUGAGCUCCUGUCCUGCCUCUGCCUCUGGAGUGCUGGGAUUAUGCAUGCCAUCACAUCUGCUGCUCUCAGUUUUCUAAAACCCCACUUAUCUUCUUCCAAGAUGGUUUCUGAGCACUGAAGUACUUUGUGUCUGUAUUUGAGAAUUUUGUUUUUCUGUGACAGGAUCCCUAUAUAUCUCUAGACUAGGAUGGCUUGGAACUCAAAGAGAUCCACUUCCCACUGCCUCUCACACACCUGACCAAUGUUUAGUGUAACUGUUUAUUGAUUCUUUGUGAAUUUCACAUCAUGCACCCCAAUCCCACUCAUCUCCCUGUCCUUCCAUUGUUAGCAUUUCUUUUAGGCUCUGCCACCGCUAGGUACAAGCCAGGAGCCAGGCAUAUAAGACCUCUCAUUACCUUUCUCUCCAUUUCUUCUCUCUCUUCCACAUGUCCCUGGCCAGACCUGUCCUUCAUUCUUCUCUCUGUCCUUCUCUGACCCCUCAUUUCUCUGCCUCUACCCCCUUUUCCAAGUCCCCUCCUGCCAAUAAAGCAAACUUCCUUUAUC